This is a messenger RNA of Neoarius graeffei (lesser salmon catfish), 4322 nucleotides long. RefSeq names its product C1D nuclear receptor corepressor (gene c1d). Bases 120 to 557 code for a protein of 145 amino acids. Lineage: Eukaryota; Metazoa; Chordata; Actinopteri; Siluriformes; Ariidae. Gene Ontology annotation, molecular function: DNA binding; RNA binding. The transcript is spliced from 5 exons. Gene Ontology annotation, biological process: regulation of gene expression; maturation of 5.8S rRNA. The record is from RefSeq and is a predicted model, not a curated record. Gene Ontology annotation, cellular component: exosome (RNase complex); nucleolus.
UAACCGCCGCCUUAAAACAAGAAGAUGAACCGGAAAUAAAUACGCUGCGACUUUCCCGGAAGCGUCUAUGUUUUUUUUCUAGCUGUGAUCCGUUGCAAGGUUUGCUUUAGAUUCUAGUUAUGGCUGAUGACGGCUCACUAGAGGAUUACCCUGCUGAAAUUGCUGGAUACCUGACUGAUUUCUUGACUUCUGUGAGCUCGGUCCAAAAUGUGAUCCAAACCCUCAUGUCUGUGUCGAAGGGCGUCUGCUUAAAGCUUACCCCGCUUGAGCAAGCCAAACUGGACUUAAUGUCUGCAUAUGCCCUCAACUCUUUAUUCUGGAUGUACUUGGUAACACAAGGAGUGAAUCCAAAAGAUCAUGGCAUCAAACAGGAGCUGGAGAGAAUCCGAACCUACAUGAACCGGAUAAAGGAGAUGACACAGAAGAAACCAACAGCUCGGCUGGCCAAAGAUGCGGCAUCUCGUUUUGUCAGGAAUGCACUGUGGGAUGGAGAUGAUGCCAAAACCAAAAACCGCAUGGUGCAGCACAGCAAAGCCAAGAAAAGGAAACUGAGUUGAGGAGCACAGAGACUGCUGGGACUGUACAAUACAAAUGCACACACUGUCUUCAUCAUUGGUGUGCUUUCUCACGUCAGCCAUUUCUUCUUCUUAGGCCUCUGUUUUGCUGAGCAGCAGAUUGAUGUUUGGUGUUUGUCUGAAAUGUAAUUUUCUUGACUGACUUUUUUUAUGAUAAGAUCGCAAUGGGAAGUAUUUUCAAAUAGCCUACAUAAAGUUGUAAUGUUUGUCAUGCAGAGUUUUUUUUUUUGGUUAAGGUAUCCAAGUAAAAGUUCAGAUCUGCAUACAUCAGUUCUUGAAAUGCUGAUUUUAGUUCUUUCUUUUAUGAGAAUCUGGAUACAAACAAAAGUCAAGCUCUGGUUUUUUUUUUUUUUUUUUUACGUUUUUUUAUUCCAAUUAUGUUGUGGGGUGUUUUUAAAAAAAUAUUUUUAAACGCUACUUUCACUUCAUUGUAGGUGGAUGUGAAAACAUGAAAGUAUAAUCAUGCUUUUCUUUUUUCUGCAGUAAAUGCUUUGGGGUGGAGGUAGAAUACACACUGCAUGGGAGGCCAGUCCAGUGCAGGAUGCCAUGCACACACAUUUGCAGGCUUGUGCACCUACCAGUAAGCUUUUUGGAAGUGGUAGGAAACUAGAGAAGCUAGAAGCAGCCCAUACCAUGGGCAAGCAGAGAAAUGAUAGAACACUCCACACAGUAACUUAUGCUUAGGCUUGACCUGGGGACUGUGGUGCUGCUCAAAGUAAAAUUAGGCACCAACUGUAUUUUUAAUUUAACAUAGUUAAUGUAUUGAAAGAAUUGGUCAGUUUUAGCAUCUAAAAAGUGUUUUUAAAAAAAUCUGAUAAUCUCUAUAAUGGUGUGAGUGUGAAUGGUUGUCUGUGUCAGCCCUGUGAUGACCUGGCGACUUGUCCAGGGUGUACCCCGCCUUUCGCCCGUAGUCAGCUGGGAUAGGCAUGGUAGCCGCGGGGUCUUAAGUCUUAAAUUUAAUAUUCCAAAAUUAAGGCCUUAAAAAGUCUUAAAUUGCUUUGCCCAAGUCUUAAUUUUUUUAAACAAAGGUCUUAAAUUUACUCAUACUAUUCUACAAUGUGAAAAUGUGGGUGCGUAACAUCAGUGAAUUUCUUGGAGUAUGCGCAAAGAAAGAAACAAUAUUGAUACAUUUUCAUGCCGGCGCAAUCGUCGGAGUCCGUGGUGGAGAGGAGACUCCGCAAAUCGCAGCAUGGGGAAGUGUCGUUUUAAUCAGCAGCAGCGAUGGGAAUAACGGCGUUAGAAAUUAACGGCGUUUCUUUUUUUAGUAACGAGUAAUCUAACUAAUUACUUUUUACAUCGUUAUAACGCCGUUCCAGUUACUUACAAUAAAAUACUAUGCGUUACUUUAUUUACGCUGUUUUCAUCUGGCACGCUGCUCGUUCAGCCUUUCUUUACUCUGCUUUAGUGUGGGGCGGGGAGAUGCAAGACAACGAUACAGUAAGCCAAUCAGAGUAGAUUUGGACAACGUACGUAGGUAGGCCACGCCUACGGCACUACUGCGCACACUUUCAAUCAGAAGACACAGCGAUGGCGAGCGGUCAGCCCAACACUGUGCUUUCAAAUUGGAAAUACAGCCGUUACUUUUCAUUACUUGAAAUAAAAGGCAAAAAUGUAUACGUGCAAUGCACAUUAUGUCGAGGAACAAAGCGUUUGUCCUCAUCAGUGGCCAGUAAUUAGUAACAAUUUUAAUAUCUACGAAAAUAUAUUAAAUUUGAUAGAUGUCUUAUCACAUUGUCCCACAAAAAUAUUAAUAUAGUGUAAAUAAUGUUACUGAUUAGUUCUGUUAAGUGUCCAUUUCAGUCAUUAAACACAUUUCACUUUUAUGAUUACACUAAUUGAAUUUGAUUUUUUUUUUUUUUUGGGACCUAAUGUAACAGAUUAAUUACUUUCCCUGGUAAUUAGUUACUUUAAUGACAAAGUAACUCCGUUACUCAGUUACUUUUUGGGAAAAGUAACUAGUAACUAUAACUAAUUACUUUUUGAAAGUAACGUGCCCAACACUGAGAAAGAUAUCGUGAUUGGGUGAGGGAGGUUCCUGGAAGCGACGUUGAAGCAAGAUGCUGUGUUUGUCGAAAGACCUUCAAGUUGUCCACUAUAGGUCAUUUCACUUUAGAGUCUCACAUGAAGAGCUCAAAGCACAUUGCAUCUGCACUCCACCGCCACCAGCCCAUCGCUCAGUUCUGCACGGUUCAAUCUACGAAUGCACCUGGAGUUGGCACUAACACCACUGUUGAAUGUCAGCAGCAGCAGCCAAGCCAGACAUCAUCGGCAAGGCUAGCAACAACACAAGGGCCGAGCAGUGGCAUGAUGGGUGUCGGUGGAACUCCGACACUUCGGGCAGAGGUGCUCUGGAUUUUAAAAACAAUUACGGAACACCACUCGUACAGCUCGAAUGAGGGCAUAAGCGAACUCUUUAAGGCUAUGUUCCCGGACUCGGAAGUUGCUCCAACAUUCUCCUGUGGAAAAAAAAAAAAAAGUCUCGCAUAACAAAAUUCAGUCUUGCUCCUUAUAUAACAAAGGAGUUGGUCAAAGAUGUUAACGAGGCAAGUGGUGGAUUCGUCGUAAUGUUCGACGAAAGUCUAAAGACGACGAAAAGUAAACAAAUGGACCACUCUCCUAUCUGUCUCUCUCUUAUACUCUCUCAUAUAUCUGUCUAUCGCUCGCUCUCUCCUGUCUGUCUAUCUCCUAUCUAUCUGUCGGUCUGUCUCUCUCUCUUAACUGUCUACCACUCUCUGUCCUAUCCAUCUGUAAAUCUCACUAUUCUAUAUCUUUUUUUUUUAUCUUUCCUCUCCUCUCUCCUAUCUAUCUCUUGUCUGUCUACCACUCUCUUUAUAUUAUGUCUAUCGCUCUCUCCUAUCAAUCUCUUAUCUCUCUUCCCAUCUAUCCCCCUCGUCUCUUAUCUAUCCACCUCCACAUCUGUCUUCCCUCCCUCCCUUGUUUACUAGGAGUAUUUACAUUUCUUUUUAUUCUUCAAAAUGUAAAAUGGUUGAAGCAAGUUGAAUGCUGGGAAACUAAGACAAAGAGUUUGUCUGUUUAUCAUCUCUGGGUGCAUGGUCAUAAUUAGUUUAGAGACAGUUCUUUAGGCCUUGAGUUGGGCCCUCGGUUUGGGUUUUUGACUGGUGAGUGCACACCUUUUGUACCAAUGUAUUGGUACGCCAAUUGCAUUUUUGUGCACCUUUAAGAGACUUUAGGCUUACCUCUUUUCUAUCCAUCUAUCUCUCUCUCUUCCCAUCUAUCCCCCUCGUCUCUUAUCUAUCUAUGCCCCUCUGUAUCUCUCUCCUUCCCUCAUUUACAAGGGUACAAAAUGUAAAAUGGUUGAAGCAAGUGCUGGGAAACCAAGACAAAGAGUUUGUCUGUUUAGAGUGUUGUGAAUGUUUUGAUAUUUUAUAAAAAAAAAAAUACCCACAUCACUUUAUUUUAAGUAUUAUCUCUGGGUGCAUGGUCAUAAUUAGUUCAGAGACAGUUCUUUAGGCCUCGAGUUGGGCCCUCAGUUUGGCUUUUUGACUGGUGAGUGCACACCUUUUGGCAUUAAUGUGUUGGUAUGCCUAUUGCAUUUUUGUGUACCUUUUAAGGCCAUGACUUGGACCCUAUGUUGUGCUCCUUUCUUCCAGGUUUAGACUUGUUUUUUUUUUGUCUUGAAUGUGAAGAUUUGACAAGCAAUGCACAUAAUGACUUUUAUAUUGCACAUAUACUUUUACUUUAUAUAAAAGUAUAUAACUUUUAUACUAAAAGUAUUUUUACUUGAAA